GUGUAGGUCAGGUGUGGUAGGUAGCGCACUGUGGAAGCAGGCAAGUCAGAGUCAAACCAGCAAGGGGUCAAGCCCAAAAUUAGUCCAUUGGGGCAGACAAGGCAAAGCCAAACAAGCAGGAGAUUGGAAGCCAAAGACAGGAUAAGGCAAGGUCAGAGUCAGAACAAGCAAAGCAUCAGGAGCCAAAGAAGUAGCAUCAGUCCAUUAGAAGUAGACAGGGCCAAAAACAAGAAAGGGUCAGAAGCCAGAGAAUCUAAAAGCAGAGUAGGAGCAGAAACAAGGUGGCACACAUUCACAACAAAAUUGCUUCAGCAAACAGUGGAGGCAAACCAAAGCCUUAUAUACACAGCCAGCACUGCAGCCCCUCCCAAGCCUGGAAUAUCUUGAAGGGGCUGCACCCUAUUUCUUAAGGGCUGGCUAGAGCAUAGCUGGGUGGCUGCAGAUGAGGAUUGGGGUGUUUGUUUGUUUGUUUGUUUAUUUAUUUCAUUUAUAAACUGUCUAUCCAAUGGCUCUGGACUGUGUGCAACAAAUUUAAAAAGACAUUAAAACAUACCAUUUAAGACACAGUGCUAAAAACAAUAUAAAAAUGCAAAAACAAAACCAUUUAAAACCAAUUAAAAUACUUUUUUAAAAAAAUUAAAAACCUUGGAAGGCCAGUCCAAACAAGUAAGUUUUUAGGGCUCUCUUAAAGGCCCAACAGCGAGCCUAACUUGUAGAUAUAUGCCGGGAGAGCAUUCCAUAGGCCAGGAGCAGCUACAGAAAAGGCCCGGUUUUGAGUCGCCACCAGAUGUACUGUUGGUGACUGGAGACGGACCUCUCCAGAUGACUUUAACGAGUGAUGAGGAUUGUACCAAAGAAGGCGCUCUCUAAGGCAGCCCAGACCCAAGCCAUUUAGAGCUUUAAAAGGCAGAGUCCAAGAAGGCAUCUCCCUGCUGGAGAAUGUCCGAAAACGCCAUGUAGAUGUUUCCUUAUGCUGCCUCCUGGGCCUCAUUUAUGCACAUAAAAAAUGUGAAAAUGUUGAUGCUGCUGCUGUUUUGGACUUAGAGAACAAAUUAAAGGAAACACGGAGGACCGCUGGAAGCAAUGCAUUAUAUUAUGCUGGGAUGUUUCUGUGGCUAAUGAAUAAAAAUGAUAAAGCAAAGGAGUAUGUCGACAAAAUGCUAAAAGUGUCCAAUGGAGCAAGAGAGGGUCUCGUUUUGAAAGGAUGGGUAUAUGUUACCUGUGACAAGCAACAUGCUGUUAAGAAAUCUAUCAAAUACCUGGAUGAAGGAAUUCAGGACAAUACAGAUAUAUUUGGGAUGAUGGGAAAGACAAAAUAUUUCAUGGUGCAACAGAAUUAUUCAGGUGCUCUGGAAAUAAUUAGCCAAUUAGUGGUUACUUUCCCUUUCUUCACACCAGCCCUUGUUACCAAGAUGAAGCUUCAUUUAGCUUUACAAGACUGGGAGCAAAGUGUAGAAGAAAGUAAAAGAAUCUUAAGCAGAGAAGCAAAUGAUAUAGAUGCACUUCAACAUAUUGUUGUACAUCAACUUGCCAUGACUGGAAAUAUAAAUAUGGCAUUGCAUCACCUUAGGGAAUUUAUUGCUGCUUUGGAGCUGAAAGAGCCUCAAAGACCAGAACUUCACCUUCAAAAAAUUAUUGUGAUCAGUAGACUGUCUGGGAAAAAUCAUGAAGUCCUGCAGGAAGUUUGUGAGUUUAUUAAAAACUCAUGUGGUAAACUAACAUCCACUGAUGCACGAUUUGCAAAUGAACUUGGAUAUCAACUAAUCCUUCAGGGAAACUGGAAGGAAGCUUCUGUGUGGUAUAGAAAAGCUGUAGAGUUGGAUGAAAACACUGUGGAUUCACUGACAGGCAUUAUUUGGUGCUUGGUGCUGGGAGGGAAACUAGAAGAAGCAGAGCAACAACUGGAAUUCCUCAAGGAAGUUCAGCAGUCCAUUGGAAAAUCUUCAGUCCUAGCUUACCUUCAGGCUAUGAUUGCUUCAAGGACAAAGAAGAAUGAGAAGAGCGCCAGUGCCCUUCUCAAUGAAGCUGCAGAACUUCAUUUUUCCGCUUUGCAUGGCCUUCCUCUGAGCAUUGAAUACUAUGAAAAGCUCAACCCCAUGUUUUUGAUUGAAAUAGUGAAGGAGUAUUUGGUCUUCUGUCCCAAGCAGCCUCGGUUACCUGGUCAAGUUUUAUCCUCUCUUCUGAAGCAAGCAACUAUAAUUUUGAAUCCCAUUGUGAAAGCAGCUCCUGGGAUGAUAGAACCUCUUUUUCUAAUGGCACAGGUUAAAUAUUUAUCAGGAGAAUUGGAAACUGCUCAGGGUACUCUGCAACGUUGUUUAGAGUUGGACCCCACAUCAACAGAUGCCAGUCUUCUUAUGGCUGAGAUCCACCUCUCUCAAGGAAACAUCAAAGAAUGUUCCCUGUCACUAGAAAUAGGAGUCAGCUACAAUUUUCAGCUUCGUGAUUAUCCAAUGUAUCAUUUCAUCAAGGCCAGAGCGCUGAAUAAAUCUGGGGAGUAUCCUGAAGCCAUUAAAAUUUUAAAAAUGCUUAUCAGUUUACCACAGAUGAAAGAGGCUAAGAAAAGCCAGGGGCCCCGAAUAACAACAAGUGAACAAGUUUCCAUCUAUCUAGAACUUGCCAAAGGUCUUCGACUCAACGGGGAACUGCAUGAAGCUACUAAGAUCAUGCAAGAUGCUAUCAACGAAUUCAGUGGAACAUCAGAGGAGAUCCGAAUCACUGUUGCAAAUGUAGAUUUGGCUCUCAGUAAAGGAGACGUGGAUUUAGCCUUAACUAUGUUGAGGAAUAUCACACCAAACCAGCCAUAUUACACUGAAGUUAAGGAAAAGAUGGCUCAGAUUUAUCUUCAGAUUCGAAAAGAUAAACGAUUGUACAUUGGAUGCUAUUGUGAACUAUGUCAAAAUCUGCCAAGUCCUCAUACAAGCCUUCUCUUGGGUGAUGCCUACAUGAAUAUUCAAGAGCCUGAGAAAGCCUUGGAAGUUUAUGAAGCAGCUCAGAAGAAGAACCCCUUGGAUGCAACAGUGGCAAGGAAAAUUGGGCAAGCAUAUGUGAACACCCAUCAAUAUAACAAGGCUAUCAAUUACUACGAAGUUGCUCUCAAGAUGAGUGAGCAGGACUUCUUGUGUCACGAUCUAGCUGAUCUCCUCUUAAAGCUCAAAAAGUUUGGCAAAGCAGAGAAAGUUCUAAACCAAGCACUAGAUCAUGACCCUGUUGAUGAUCUGCCUUCUAUGAUGAAGGAUGUCAAGAACCUGAUGUUGCUAGCAAAGGUUUAUGAGGCAACUAAAAGAGAAGUUGUUCUGGAAACUCUGAACAAGGCAAAUGGCAUCCAGCAAAGAAUCCUGAAGCGAGUCCGUGUAGAACAGCCAGAACUGAUCCCUCCUCAGAAACAAGUGGCACUGAUUAUCUAUGUACAGUUUGCUGAAUUCUGCCGAGAAGAGAAGAACUAUGCAGAUGCUCUGAGAUACUACACGGAAGCCCUGUCCUGUGUUCCAACUGACAGUAAAAUAAUUCUGGAACUAGCUCAUCUGCAUUUGAUGCAAGGAGACACUGAUCAGUGUGAGCAUUAUUGUGCCCUGAUGCUUCAAGAUGACAACAGUAGUGAAACUGGAACAAUGAUGAGGGCAAAUCUUAUGUUUAGAAAAGAGGAAUAUAAAGAAGCUAUACGUCUCUACCAAACUGUUCUGGAGAAAAGACCAGAUAACUUCUCAGUCAUUGAGAGCUUGAUUGAUCUGCUGAGAAGAAGUGGCAAGCUUGAUGAAGUGACACCGUUUUUUGAACUGGCCAAGAAGAAAUCAACUCGAAUACCUUUGGAGCCUGGUUAUAACUACUGCAAGGGACUUUACUGCUGGCACAUGGGGCAGCCCAAUCAGGCUCUGAAGUUCUUCAAUAAGGCUCGUAAGGAUAGUGACUGGGGCCAGAAAGCCCUUAGCUAUAUGAUUCAGAUAUGCCUCAAUCCUGACAAGGAGAUAAUCGGUGGAGAGGCUUUUGAUAACCAAACUGGGGAUGCAAGUAUUCUAAAGGAAAAGAGAGAAUCUGAACAGCAUGGGAUACGUACAGCUGAGAAGCUUCUUAAGGAAUUUUACCCUCACUCACAAGAAAGUCAAAAUCAAGUGGAGAUGUUGCAGAGCUACUGUUUAAUGGCCACAAAAGAGAGGUAUAAUGUGGAGAAGGCCCUUCAUGCAUUUACAGAAAUGGCCCAGAAUGAGAAGGAAAAUGUCCCAGCCAUUUUAGCAAUGGCCCAAGCAUUCAUGAUUCUUAAAUCUACAUCCAAAGCCAGGACCCAGCUGAAACGUUUGAACAAAGUGAAUUGGUCUUUGACAGAUGCUGAAGAGUUAGAAAAGGGUUGGAUUUUGUUGUCAGAUAUCUACUGCACAACCGGGAAAUAUGACCUUGCAACUGCACUAGUGAAACGGUGUUUACAGUACAAUAAGUCGUGCUCUAAAGCUUAUGAAUGCUUGGGAUUUAUCGCAGAAAGGGAAAAAGCAUACAAAGAUGCUGCAGCUAACUAUGAAUUAGCUUGGAAAUACAGUAACCACACAAAUCCUGCAAUUGGAUUUAAGCUUGCUUUCAACUAUCUAAAAGAUAAGAGAUAUGUGGAAGCAAUAGAUGUAUGCCAUGAUGUUCUGAAAGCUUGCCCAGAUUAUCCAAAAAUUAGAGAAGAAAUUUUGGAAAAGGCCCAAACAGCAAUUAGACCCUAGAAUGGGUAAUGAUAUAGUCUCCUGCGCCAUCUAAAAAUAUGUCAGUCGAGUUUGAGAAUAAUACCAUAAUCUUCAAUAAAGAUUUCUGUACAUUUUAAAACUCUCUAAUUGGUGCCAUUAUUAAAACCAACUAUAGAAAUUAAAAUCAGCCCUAGCACUCUGCCAAAGUGGCUUCUUGGGAAGGAAAAGCUGUGAUUGCUGGUACAACACAUCCUAUUGGGCUUUUGUUUGGCACUGUCUCCUCCUCCCCCCACACCCACCCACAUUUAGCAAGACAUGUGCAGAGCCUUGCAGUUUGCCAGUCACCAGGAGUGACUUGAGUUGCCUCAUCCUGCCACACAGAUGAGCAAACUAUUCAGGGAGAGCCACAAGACAAUAUUGGGCAGGUCUACCUUCAAGGUCUAUCAGAACCAUGGUGCAGUAUUUCCCAGCAUACACAGCACUGCCUCCAUCCCCAUCCCAAGGUGACAUGCGCAGAUACUUGGAGGCUUCUGAGUCUCGGACAAGUAGAAGCAGAAGGGAAGUAGUCUGUGUUUAUGUGUUCCUCACCCCUCACAGGGAGAGGCAGUGCAUGCUGUCUCUGCUUUCAUAGGAUCCUGGAACCUUGCUGUGGAAAAAGUGUCAGAAAACUGAAGCAGGGAUUGGUUGCCCACCCUCCCCUAGUCUUUCUUUCCAGGGCUGUGUCGUCAUGCUCUGAAUGCCUUAUAUAUUUAGAACCGUACAAUUCACUCACCUAAUGAGGGAACCAUGUAUGCUGAAUCCCCUCUUCAUUCAUAGUGAUCUCCAGGCAGCCACUGCUGGAGAACCCUAUAUGUGGACCUACAGAGUCUGGAAAGCAGACCCUGAAGAGUCUCAGCAGCACCUAGCAGUGUGAAAAACAUCUAGAUGGCAUCCAGGCCCCUUGAUAGGAUUUUGAAAUCUACGGCUGUAAUGUGAACCAAAUGUCAAAGCAUGUACACUGCCUUCAAUGCAUUACUCCACUCACUUUGAUGGACAUGAAUCAAGCAUUCUUUAUUACGGUCAUAGACCAGCAUAAAGUAUAAGGGUGCUUACAUAUUAAAAGUGAGAGUAGAUAAAAAGUAGACAGGCUGAUUGCAUACAGUAUGGUACUUAAGGUGCUUAAUAAUACUAAAAAUAGUAGAAAAUACAUCAGGAGCAUGAGGGCAUAAGAAGCCUGAAAAGUUAUAAAAUUCAUAGAAGUGCAUAAAAAGGGAUGGGAGGGGACAAAAAUUGAUGUAAAAAAAGAUUAAAAGACAUGAGAAGACAAAAAUACAUAAAAACCUAAGUAAUAAAACUGGAUAACGGCCAGACUAUAAGGCUCUAGUUCAACAAAAAAGGGAGGAGCGUAAGCAUUUCUAUUGAAUCAGUAUUGAGUGAGCAAGUGUAGAGCCUGCCUUGAGUCACCAAGGGUCAGCUAAAGGCUGAUAGGACUCACUGCCCACCAUCCACCGAUUAAUGUGUUAGGAAUUAUCUCUGGUAAGAGAUACCCUUCUAAUAUAGCGGAGUGCACAGAGGCACAACACAGUGGAGUCUGUCCAGGCAUGCUUGUUUGCUGAGAGCAAAAUAACUUGGAGCCAGUUCAUAGUUUCAAAUCAAUAUAUGGAGUAUUUAUUAGUGAACUCCAUUCUAGAUCGUAAAGUGGAGAGAUAGGAUCUCUAAUCUACUGUAGCUAGCUAGCUGGAUGCAGAGGGAUAGAUUCUGCAUCUCUGCACACAUGGUGCAGGGAGAGAGGAGCAUGUGUGUUGCAAGGGAGAUGAAAGGGAAGAGGAAAUGGCAAGGAAGGAAGGAAGUCCCUGAGAGUAGCAAUCUACAUACCAAAGGGAUAGCAUCAGAGCAGAAGAGAAGGGAUGACCAAUGUCUUGACCUACCUAGCUCUCUGACUCACUAGUCUGUCCCCCUCUGUCAUUGAGAUAUGAGACAGUGCAAAGUCCUUCACUUCCAACAGAAUGCUGGUCGCAGCUGCACAAAGCCUGGCAGCACUCGAUGUGAUGGCAGGCUUAGAGUCAGAAAGCAGCAAGGAGCUGUAGAACUGGCUCGAAUGUCCUGGAUGCUUGCAUAGCAAUGGAAGAAUGAGGGAGGCACGAAUGUCUCUAUAGAACAAACAGUAAAGGAGGACAUGCUCGGUAGUUUCAAUAUGCCCUGAGCCACAAGGGCAUAAUCAGCCAUAGAGAGCCCGUGUGGUGUAGUGGUUAGAGUGCUGGACUAGGACUGGGGAGACCCAAGUUCAAAUCCCCAUUCAGCCAUGAUACUUGCUGGGUGACUCUGGGCCAGUCACUUCUCUUUCAGCCUAACCUACUUCACAAGGUUGUUGGGAGGAGAAAUGUAAGUAUGUAGUACACAGCUCUGGGCUCCUGGGAUGAAGAGUGGAAUAUUUAAAAAAUGUUUUUAAAAGUUAAAAAACAAACAAACAGGGAGGUGGGAUUUGGUGGCAUUGUUUUACGUUGUUCCACUCCUAUCUCUCUGGCAGAUUCCAGAUCGCAUCACUUGGAGACUGUUGUUCGGCUAAGUGAGAACUGAAGUGUGGAGUUCCACAAGGCUCCAUACUGUCUCCAAUGCUCUUUAACAUCUACAGGAAACCGCUGGGAGAAUUCAUCAGGAGGUUUGGUGCUGGGUAUUAUCAAUAUGCUGAUGACACCCAGAUCUACUUCUCCAUUCUGUUCUCUUCACGAAAGGGCAUAUCUUCCCAAAAUGCCUGCCUGGAGGCAGUAAUGGGCUGGAUGAGGGAUUACAAACUGAAGUUGAAUCCAAAUAAGAUGGAGGUACUGACUGUGGGGGGACAAGACCUGAGAGAUGGUUUAGAUAAGCUUGAUCUGGAUAGUGGUCCUGGAUAUUCAUAACAGUGGGUUCUGCGCGUGCGCAGGCCAGCUUCAGUAAGAAUUCUAUAGCUCCUCGAGAUGCUGGCAACCGCCUACUGCACGUGACUAGCACCAUCUAGCGGCAGUUGGGCGUCCUCUUAUUCAGUUUCUUUCUGACUGCCGUUGUGAUCAGACUUCGGAAACGCUUGCUCCUCAGUUACUAAAACAAAACUUACAAAAUACCUACGACUCUCUGGCUAUGACAAAAGACUGAAUUGACUACUCUUCCGGAUAUUGUUUUCAACUUGGUGAACCGUGAACUCUACGAAAAAACUCAUAAAGACGCGGACUGUUUGACCACUCUACUUUCGUUUUCCCUCUCGGCGUGUUCUCAAUCUCGGCUACCCUCCUCUCUGACUCCGGAAUGCCUGACCUUCCUUUACCAAGCUCCAAACGGACUCCUUUGCAAUGAGCGCCCCACAGGGUAAGGAGAAAACGACUUUUAAGAGGUGUUCUGAGUGCUGGGGAAAACUCCCGUCUACGGAUGGCCAUGACCUCUGCCUUUUCUGUUUAGGCGAGGCUCAUGAUACUUCAAAAUGCCCCAUUUGCCUAACAUUUAACAAACAAACGCUCAAAAAUCGUGAAGCGCAGCUAAAGGUGUUCCUUAUGGAGGAGGCGCUGAUGGCUCGGAAAGACACGCCAUUGAAACCGGGUCCUGCUGCUCAUUUGCAGUCCAGUAUCCUGCUGAAGCCUAAGACAGCCGCAGUUGGCCGUCCCUCGACAUCGAGGGCAUUGACGCCGGGCGCUCCGGCAUAGACAAAACUGGCUGUUGCUUUUUAAAAGCCUUCGGAACCUUCUGCAGCCGCAAAGAGGGGUGCUGCCACGACACCGAGUAGCAGCCCAAAGAAGAAGAAGCGCAAGGAUAGACACAAGGAGCUGAGUCAUCCUUCGACCUGUACCCCAUCGCCAUCGGGGUUGCAGACAGUUCUACCGCCACGACAUCGAGCGCUCUCUUUGUCCCCGGCAUUGACUCCUCGGCAGUCGCCUUCUACUCCGUUGUCUCUUCAGCAUGCUGUGCCAGGAAGGGAGAGGGAGAGCAUCUCGGCGUCGAAGGUUGGCGACCAGUCGACCUCGAGAUCCAAGCCAGCAUCGUCUCAGACAGAAUGUUCUGCUCCUGCCUCAACGCACGCUAAACCAUUGACGUCGACAGCGGACUUCCUUAUCGAAGACCCGACAAAGGUAUCGAUUGUCUUGGACACCGUGCUUGAUGCCGAGGCUGCCGAUGCCGAGCCUAUGGAGGAGGUUGUGUCUUUCAACCAGGAGACACCACCUCCCCAACGCAGAUUGACACGCUUGCUGGAGUCGGAAGUGAGCGCACGCUCUACAGGAACCUUUACUGGCUUCAGUGUCUUCGAAGGUCCUAUUCCCAAGACUCCUUCUUUCUCUGCUACCACUACGCCUGUGAUGACACAUACCAACUGGAAUGAUGCCUGCGCCAUCCCGAGGGCGCAAUACUCCUUGUUUACUCAGUGGCUUAAUGAACGUGAGCUUGGGGCUCCAAACUUUACCUGCUCUGAUUCUGCCACACAAACGUCUCCAUAUCCCACACGUCAGGUACAUCAAACUGACUCUGUGAUUCAAACUUCGUCAUGCUUCCCAGAACUCCGCUCGGUGUUAUUCCAAGCGGACUUCCCUGGAGCGCUGUUGCGACCGCCGCUACUGGCUCACCCAGUGGCCACUCAGACUUCGACGACCCUAACUGGGCAGCCUAGGCCACAGCCUCUGGUGUCCACAGUUCUUGGAGACUCGCCCACGCGUAAUGCACCUGCGCGCCGCUCGCCUAGGCGGCAGUCGCCCAUCCCUGUACGACAUUCUCCACACCGACAUUCGCCCAUUCCUAUCUUGGAAGAUGACAGUGGCGAUGGGACUGACUCUUAUGAGUCCGACACCAUGGAACCGGACCCAGGGGAUCCUGACGAACCAGAACUACCAGAUCCGGGACUUAAUGUGGCUGUUGUUCCCUCUGCAUCACCCAAUGAGGAGAUUGAAGGCAAUCUCUCCAGUGCAGUGGGCACAGGGACAGUCGGGGUUCUACUCCCGGUACUUCCAGAUCCCGAAAAGGGAUGGGGGCAUACGUCCCAGCAUGGACCUAAGACACCUGAAUCUGGAGCUACUCGGGGCCUUCAAGGCGCUACGAGCCUUCCAGCCACACAUAGCAGGUCAGGUGGUCCUGCUGCAAAUGGACAACACAACAGCCAUUGCUUACGUAAACAAGCAGGGCGGAACAGUGUCGAGGUCACUCUGCAACCUCAGCAUCCGGAUCUGGGACUGGUGUAUCCCCCAGUCAAUUCAUCUCAUCGCAAUUCAUAUCAAGGGAACACACAAUUGCCUACCAGAUCAUCUGUUACAGGAAGAACCUCAAGACUCUCCUGUUUCCACAGGUUUUUAAUUAGAAUUAAUUUUAUUAAUUUAAAAAAAUCUUUUAAUAUCUAUUUUAUUCUAUUGUUUUUAUUGCCAUGUAUUUUAAUUUGUGACUUCUAAAUAUUUUAAAUUUUGUACACCACCUAGAGAUGUACAUAUCAGGCGGUAUAGAAAUAUGGUUGAAUAAAUAAAUAAUAUUGGUGAAGAGUGA
Hemicordylus capensis (graceful crag lizard) is the source of this 10121-nucleotide messenger RNA. It is a transcript of the gene TTC21A, whose product is annotated as tetratricopeptide repeat domain 21A. Gene Ontology annotation, cellular component: intraciliary transport particle A. The transcript is spliced from 29 exons. The record is from RefSeq and is a predicted model, not a curated record. Gene Ontology annotation, molecular function: protein binding. The coding region runs from base 1104 to 4694 and encodes 1196 amino acids. Lineage: Eukaryota; Metazoa; Chordata; Lepidosauria; Squamata; Cordylidae. Gene Ontology annotation, biological process: intraciliary retrograde transport; protein localization to cilium.